Messenger RNA from Symbiodinium necroappetens, 381 nucleotides. The record is from the annotation of a GenBank genome assembly. NCBI's taxonomy places the organism in Eukaryota, Dinophyceae, Suessiales, Symbiodiniaceae.
GUAUGCGGCGAUCAAGAUGUUUCAUUGGCGGAUGAUCCUCAGAACUCUUCGGAGCAAGCGGUUUUCAUAUGUCAGCGAUGUGCCGCAGAGCAAGGAUGGUUCGGAGACGUCAUCUCCGAGCCGCUAACCGCGGAGGAGGACACCGCAACCGAGAUCAGUACUCAAGUCGGGGGCGAUCUCUCGGAGGAUGAGCGUGAGGACAGUGCUUCCGUGGAGAGCAAGAUCCAUUGUGACUCCUUCGACGAGGCUGUUCUCUGUGAGUCCGGGCUUCGUGGUUUCGAGGAUUCUGAGGUCGACCCACGUGAGGAGGCGCCACAGCGAGACUGGCACAUACCAGACAACAAGUUCUGGGGCAUUCACAACCGAAUUUUCGCCCUGUGA